Molecule: messenger RNA, 1026 nt
Organism: Ostertagia ostertagi
Lineage: Eukaryota; Metazoa; Nematoda; Chromadorea; Rhabditida; Trichostrongylidae
Source: the annotation of a GenBank genome assembly
AUGGACAUUGAACAGCGUAUCAAAGCCUAUCGUUUCGUCUCCUAUGCUGCAGUCACAUUCUCGGUGGUCGCUGUGCUGUCGGUUUGCCUCACUCUACCAAUGGUUUACAACUAUGUGAACCACGUGAAACGUCAGCGUAUCAAAGCCUAUCGUUUCGUCUCCUAUGCUGCAGUCACAUUCUCGGUGGUCGCUGUGCUGUCGGUUUGCCUCACUCUACCAAUGGUUUACAACUAUGUGAACCACGUGAAACGUCAGGUUAACACUGAUAUCACGUUCUGCCAGAGAACAGCCAAAGAUAUCUGGUCCGAAGUUAAUCACCUAGCUGAGCAGCCGUCUUCGAACAGAACUGCCCGUCAGGCAUACGCCACUGAUGAUGCUGGAGUGAACGGUGGUCAAACUGGUGGCGGUGGAUGCGCUGGAUGUUGUCUUCCAGGUCCUCCUGGUGCAGGUGGUACUCCGGGCAAACCUGGUCGUAAUGGAAAACCUGGAGCUCCUGGAUUACCAGGAAAUCCCGGCCGUCCACCACAAGCACCAUGCAACCCGAUCACAGCUCCACCUUGCAAACCUUGCCCAGCUGGACCUCCCGGACCACCAGGACCCCUGGGACCUCCUGGAGAUGCUGGACCUGAUGGACAACCCGGACAGCCUGGUAACGGUGGAAACCCUGGUUCACCUGGUCCUAAAGGACCACCCGGACCUAACGGAAAUCCUGGUGCACCAGGAGCUCCUGGUCAACCAGGGCAAGAUGCUGUCUCGGAGCCAAUCGUUCCUGGAGAGCCUGGACCUGCUGGAGAACCUGGACCGGCAGGACCACCCGGACCUGAUGGACAGCCAGGAGCUGAUGGACAGCCCGGACAACCUGGACCUAGUGGACCUCCUGGACCAGAUGGACAGCCCGGUGCUGAUGGAAAUCCUGGAACUCCUGGUGAGCAUGGACCGCCUGGAGAUAGCGGUGAAAGAGGAAUCUGCCCGAAAUACUGCGCCAUCGACGGAGGAGUUUUCUUCGAGGAUGGCACGCGUCGUUAA